Molecule: messenger RNA, 2671 nt
Organism: Neodiprion fabricii
Lineage: Eukaryota; Metazoa; Arthropoda; Insecta; Hymenoptera; Diprionidae
Gene: Awh
Product: LIM/homeobox protein Awh-like
Exons: 6
Coding region: 544-1539 (331 amino acids)
Biological process (GO): neuron differentiation; regulation of transcription by RNA polymerase II
Cellular component (GO): nucleus
Molecular function (GO): DNA-binding transcription factor activity, RNA polymerase II-specific; RNA polymerase II transcription regulatory region sequence-specific DNA binding
Source: RefSeq, a predicted model, not a curated record
GGAUACGGAAUCUAUCGCUUUCUGAAACACCGGUAAGUUUCUGCUUUGAAAACCCUAACACGUAGGUACUUUUAGCACGUUUUUUCCCAUUCUCGCUGCGUAGCGCAGAGCUCCCCCUAAUCCGCAGGCAAGGUAUACUUUGCGAACCUAUAAGUGUUGUCGAAACGCCCACAGUAACGCGUGAUCGGCUCCUCAUUAGCACCUCAGAGUGCGGAGUCCCUACAUGGUGAAGAGACUACGUUAUAUAGGUAUAAUCGUAGGUGGCGGUCAAUUCCAGCAGUAUUUGCGGACGGUGUACGUUCGUGUACGCAUAUCGGGCACGUGUUCCAAGUUCCCGUAAACGUUGUUUCAGUUGCGAGGACACAGCACCCUUUCGACAGGCGAGACCAACCACAUUUACAUCCACAGCCUCGAGUGGCUGCAGUUUUGUUCCUCGUUAUUUUGCAAAUAUCAAAAUGAAAUUCCCCCGGGAAGUGGAAAGCGGUGCACGGUCUGAUGAAGUCGCUUCAACUCCGUUCGUGUAUUGUAUUCUGUAGCUAAACCAUGGAACGAAAAAUUACGGAGGUGGAGGAUGUCGCCGCGGAAGUCUGCACGGGGGCUGGACAGAAUGCGGCACCACCGACGGGGGUUGGCACCGAGAUACCUACGGGGAGUGCGACGAUGGAGUGCGGAGGCUGCGGCGACCGGGUCCGGGAGCGAACGGUCCUCUGCGUGGGAGGGCGAACUUGGCACUCGCGUUGUCUCAGGUGCUGCGCCUGUGCCAGGCCUCUCCACGAUCAGCACUCCUGUUUUUUGCGAGGCAUGCGGCUCUACUGCAGGCACGACUACGCCAUGGCUUUUGGAGCCAAGUGUGCCAAGUGUGGGCGUAGUGUCGGUGCUGGUGACUGGGUUCGGAGAGCUAGAGAACGUGUUUAUCACCUGGCUUGUUUCGCCUGCGACGCGUGUUCGAGACAACUUUCGACUGGUGAACAAUUUGCGCUCCUAGACGCGAGGCUUCUCUGCAAGGCGCACUACCUGGACGUCGUCGAAGGCAACAACACCUCGUCCGACGAGGGUGGCGACUCGGAGAGCGGACACAAGGGUGGCAACAAGGCCAAGAGGGUGCGGACAACCUUCACCGAGGAGCAGCUAUCGGUCCUUCAAGCCAAUUUCCAGCUGGACAGCAACCCUGACGGUCAGGACCUUGAGAGGAUAGCUCACGUCACUGGACUCAGCAAGAGAGUGACCCAAGUAUGGUUCCAGAACUCCAGAGCACGGCAGAAGAAGCAUUUGCACACGGGGAAGCUGAAGGGUCAGCACGUUCAUCAGUCACCUCCGAAUUCCGUGUCACCAGCCACUGGCGAUUUCGGAAGACACAUCAACCUCCACUUGACCUACUCCUUUCAGCAUCAGCAACAUCAGCUCAGUCAACAGCCGCAGCUCAGCCCGGCUACCUGUAAAAGCCCGACGCCUUCCCUUUACCACAAUCACGGUUCGGAGCAGUCAAUGGACGAGCUAUCUCAAGACUCGAUGAUGCUUUCGAUGCCAAACGAGGUCUGAGCUGGUGGCACGAGAGGCUGAUAAUGGCAAAUCUUGACAACUGGUAAGAAAGUUUCUGUAAAUAUGACUGAGAACAGUUGCAGAAGAAAUCUCGCGUGUAUGUAAAAUGUGUUGCGUGAAUGUGUAUAAUAACGUGCGUAUACGCACGAUGGGUAUAUCGAUAAAUUUUACCCAUACAUCGAAUCCUGCCGAUAUAUUAUAGUAAUAAUAAUCACGACGAUUAUUAUUAUUAAAAAAAUCUAGAAAGAUUUUUAAUCGUUAUUUAUUGAGAAGAUAUUGAUUCUGUUACAGUAGAAUAGUUUUGUAUACGCGAAUACUGCGAAUAUUUAUAAUAGCAUAGCUUUCGUAGGGAUUGUUGCAAGUUCUGCAGCUUGCUCUAUCGUAUAAUACGGUUCACUCGAUCGAAUCUCAAGCCUGGGGGAAUUUUUUUCCUGUUGGUGGGUAGCUUUAACGCCUCUAACAAUUCACUCCUGUAUACGGUAUAUUACGAUAUAGAAAUAUACGCGUGAAAAUAUCGCGCUGGUACACAAGUACGUACUACUACCUAUAAUAAUAUGUAUAUUAUUCAAAUUCGAAAGUAAUACGAGGAGAGAACAAGAUCCAAGAUCGACAUGUAGAAGUAGUAUUAAUAAAAGUAAUAGUAAUAAUGAUAAUAGUAACAAAAACAACAAUAAGAAUAAUAAUAAUAAUAAUAAUAAUAAUAAUAUUAUAAUCACAAUACACUUUGAAUCCGUGUUCGCGCCACAGUCGCACUGCUCACGAUAAAGUAUUUAUUUAUGGUCGCCGCUGUACGUAUUCAAAUGUACAAUUGCGUCAUUAUUACGAUACGUUCUAGAGUACGUAACUGGUGUAGUUAGGUACGCGGCACUGAUGCAAUUGCAUUAAAAAUCUCGGGCUCCCACCUUGCCUGAAAAAGGUCUGUACAUAUAUACUAAGAAAAAAAUAGGAAAUUACAAUAAAUUAAUCGGCGAAUUAGAUUUGAAGUACCAAUUAUUCCGCCUGCCGUUAUUGUAUAUACCUGUGUAGAAAUUCAUCUAUAUAUGUAAAUUUUCGGUGUAUAUACAUAAAUAGCAGGCCGUAUACGAGUACAUAUAUACAUAUUAUACGGACUAGCCCAAUUAUAAGAAGAUUG